UGUGAAUGAAAAGGAUUGUAGUUAUUAUGAGAUGUUUUAUUUUUUAAUUUUAUUUCAAAAGUUUUUAGAAUCUUCUAACUCCAUUAACUUUCUGGAUUUAUCUAUUACCAGACUACAUGACCACUUCAACUUUGGUAUCUACCGUAAACCAACACAGACAGAUCAUGUUAUCCAUUCUACUUCUAAUCACCCUUUAUCCUAUAAACUCUCUGCUUUUCGCAGUUUUAUACAUAGAUUAAACUCUAUUUCUUUAUCCGUAACUGAAUUCAACAAAGAGUUGAAUAUUAUCAAACAGAUUGCAGUCAACAAUGGUUAUGACCCAGACAUCAUCAGUAAACUUCAACAAAAAAGAGAACUCAAGUUACUACAACAAUCCGCUUUCUCUACAUCAUCAACAACUACUCCCAUCUAUGCCUCCUUACCAUUCAAUAACUCCAAAUUAUCUGAAAGAGUCAAACAUAUCAUUUCCAAUUCUUGUGACAACAUAAAAAUAUCUUUCAAAGUUAAUAACACUCUCAGCAAAAGUUUAACUAAUACCAAAGAUCCUAUCCAUUAUAUGAACCGGAGUGGGGUAUACAGACUCUCUUGUUCAGAUUGUGAUGCCACCUACAUCGGCAGAACUUACAGAUCCCUUUCUACCCGAUCUGCAGAACACAGCAAGAGAGAUACCACUUCUGCCUUUUCACACCAUUUAAAAGUCAAUAAACAUGAACUUAAGAUUCCUGAAGGUGUCCAGUUGAUACACAAUAUUCAACAAAACAAUACACUCCGUUUAGACUUAUACGAAGAUUUGGAGAUUGUCAAGGACCUGAAGAAGAGUCCCAACUGUGUCAAUAGACAAACAUCCCUUAACCGCAACUUUGUCCCCAUUCACCGCCAAUUAUUCUCAUAAUUCCUAUUUUUUCAACUUCCUCUUUUUAUCCUAUUCUUUCUCUUUUAACUUACUCUCCCUUCUUUUUCAAAAUUUCCUCUUUCCUUCACUGCUUCCAAACUCCUUUACCCGACUAACAUUAUUAACUACUGAACCCUAUUAACCAUCACCUCAUUAAUUCACCCUACUAUCUUUUCACUUCUUUUUUCAUUUCAUUACUUUGUUCAGUUUAAUUCCACACCUCAUCUUUUCUUUAUCCCUCUCUUUCCCUUAAAAUUCUUGUCUUUAUACCUUACACCACAGCCCUCUACUUUUUGUCUUUGACCUUUUCCAGGUAAAUUUUUUACCUCUACAACUAACAUCCCAUCACUUAAUUUCAGUUCUCACAUUCAGAUCCAUUAUCAUUACAAUUAAAUUAUAUCAAUAUUCUUUUUCUUACUUUGGUUUUAUUUUAUUCAGUACACUUUCAAUAUUAUUUUCAUUUUAAUUUCAUUCUUGUAUCAACCCCUAACAACACACAACAUUCCAGGAAUGUACUAACAAAGUUCUAUCAAUAUUUGAAUGUCCUGGACAUUUAGGGAACAUUCGGUGAACAUCUGAUUAAAUUAUUCCUGGAAUGUUACCAUAAGACAUUCUGUGAACAUACUACCAAUGUUGCUAUAUGUUCAUGUUCAAAUUCACGGCGCAUGUAUUUGUGCAUGGUGCUUAGAGAGGGCAUCACGUGACUAAAAACGACCAAUGACCUCACUUCGGCGCUUCGGCCAUCUUGGCAUGCAUCUUGGCCUUGGCCGUUGGCCACCUUGCCGUGAUCGUUGUUUGUUUUUAUUUGUGCUUUUUAAGAAUAUUUUUUUAAUUCGGAUACUUUUAUAAUAACUUUAAUAGUAUUAUUAACAGUGCAUAAAAUCAGUUGGAGUAGCAGAAGCAAUGUAGAUAAAAAAUCUGCAGGAAUAACGUUUCAAAGGUUAGUACCUAUGCAAAUAUGUAAACAAAGGCAUGCCCCUAUUUCAGAAAAUAUCCAUUUAUUAUUUUAAUAAUUGCGAAUAAGCCACAAACUUGCUUAUUCCUAACUAAAAUAGUAAAUAGAGAUAAUAACAAACGGAUUAUUUGUAAAAUUAAAUUUUUUUUGCGUUUUUGCUAAUGUAUGCCUUUAUAAACAGGAUAAUAGACCACACACUAUAAUAGUACCAACUAAUGAAUACACAGUAUGAAUAGUAUAGUCGGUUCGCUAAACUUAGUCUCAGACACAACUGGCUAGUGAUUUUAGUAAAUAAUUUUGACAAUGGUAAAAUUGGCAAAAAAAUAAUAACUAAAUAGUAAUUUUGGCAAAAUUGGCCAAAAACAAAAAAAUUACCUACUUAAAUCACUAGCCAGUUGUGUCUAGGGAAACGACUAUACUAAUAAACAAUUUCUAAGCUGCUUUUUAUAAUAUUUUGUGAGUUCAUUAAUCAUAUUUUUUAUUUAAAACUAAAAUUUUUUUAAUAAUGCUCAGUAAUGCAUAUAUUUUGUAUUUUUAGCUUUCCAGAAGAUCCUGCGAAGAAGGCAUGAAGUAUUGAUCAGAUUUGUUAAUAGAGCAGUAUGUUCAAAACAUUUUUUAGAAAAAGAUAUUGACAGAACUUCACUUUCAACUGUUCGUUUGAGAGACCGUGCUGUUCCAAUAGCUUAUAUCACACAGAAUCAGCUGAGAGAAGUGGUCUACAAAAAACCAGGAAGGAAAUGGAAUAUGUGGCUAUGAAAGGCAAAAGAAAGGUUUACAAAGCAAAUGUGACACAUUUUUUUAUAGGAAUAUCAGUAAAUUACAUUAAAAGGUUUUU
Diabrotica virgifera virgifera (western corn rootworm) is the source of this 2682-nucleotide messenger RNA. RefSeq lists its product as uncharacterized. The record is from RefSeq and is a predicted model, not a curated record. NCBI's taxonomy places the organism in Eukaryota, Metazoa, Arthropoda, Insecta, Coleoptera, Chrysomelidae. The coding region runs from base 32 to 892 and encodes 286 amino acids. The transcript has 2 exons.